AUGAGCGGACUUCGCUUCCUCGAUCUGAUUAAGCCCUUCACGCCCCUCCUCCCGGAGGUGGCAGCCCCGGAGACCAAGGUUCCCUUCAACCAGAAACUGAUGUGGACGGGAUUGACCUUGUUGAUCUUCUUGGUUAUGAGUCAGAUGCCCUUGUAUGGUAUCGUCUCGUCCGACACAUCGGAUCCGCUGUACUGGCUGCGUAUGAUGUUGGCCAGUAACCGGGGUACGCUCAUGGAGUUGGGUAUUACUCCCAUCAUCUCUUCAGGCAUGGUUUUCCAGCUCCUCGCUGGUACCCACCUCAUCGAUGUCAACUUGGACCUCAAGACCGACCGUGAGCUCUACCAGACCGCUCAGAAGCUUUUCGCUAUCAUCCUUUCGUUCGGUCAGGCCUGUGUCUACGUCUUGACUGGUCUCUAUGGCCAGCCCAGCGACCUCGGUGCCGGUAUCUGUGUUUUGUUGAUCGUUCAGCUGGUUGUUGCUGGCCUUGUGGUCAUUCUCCUCGAUGAGCUGCUCCAGAAGGGCUACGGUCUCGGAAGCGGUAUCUCUCUUUUCAUCGCGACCAACAUCUGCGAGUCGAUUGUUUGGAAGGCCUUCUCCCCCACGACCAUCAACACUGGCCGUGGUCCCGAGUUCGAGGGUGCCAUCAUCGCCCUGUUCCACCUCCUGUUGACCUGGCCCGACAAGCAGCGUGCUCUGUACGAAGCUUUCUACCGACAGAACCUCCCCAACGUCAUGAACCUCCUGGCUACCGUCAUCGUCUUUGCCUCCGUCAUCUACCUCCAGGGCUUCCGUGUUGAGAUCCCCGUCAAGUCCUCCCGCCAGCGUGGCAUGCGUGGUUCUUACCCCGUCCGCCUGUUCUACACCUCCAACAUGCCCAUCAUGCUCCAGUCCGCUCUGUGCUCCAACAUCUUCCUGAUCAGCCAGAUGCUGUACUCGCGUUUCUCUGACAACAUCCUUGUCAAGCUCCUCGGUGUCUGGGAGCCUCGUGAGGGUUCUGCUCAGCUCCAUGCUGCUUCGGGUAUUGCCUACUACAUGUCUCCUCCCUUGAACUUCAAGGAGGCCCUUCUCGACCCCGUUCACACCUCCGUCUACAUUGCUUUCAUGCUCGUUGCCUGCGCCCUCUUCUCCAAGACCUGGAUUGAGGUUUCCGGCUCUGCUCCCCGUGAUGUUGCCAAGCAGCUCAAGGACCAGGGUCUCGUCAUGGCCGGUCACCGUGAGCAGAGCAUGUACAAGGAACUGAAGCGUAUCAUCCCCACUGCUGCCGCUUUCGGUGGUGCUUGCAUUGGUGCUCUGUCCGUUGCCUCUGACCUUCUUGGUGCCCUUGGAAGCGGUACUGGUAUUCUGCUUGCCGUUACUAUUAUAUACGGAUACUUCGAAAUCGCUGCCCGAGAGGGCGACUUCGGUUCUGGCCUCAAGGGCCUUGUCCCCGGGAGCUAA
Aspergillus chevalieri is the source of this 1437-nucleotide messenger RNA. It is a transcript of the gene SEC61, whose product is annotated as translocon subunit SEC61. Gene Ontology annotation, molecular function: transmembrane protein transporter activity; signal sequence receptor activity; ribosome binding. Gene Ontology annotation, biological process: SRP-dependent cotranslational protein targeting to membrane, translocation; post-translational protein targeting to membrane, translocation. Lineage: Eukaryota; Fungi; Ascomycota; Eurotiomycetes; Eurotiales; Aspergillaceae. The record is from RefSeq and is a predicted model, not a curated record. The transcript has 5 exons. Gene Ontology annotation, cellular component: Sec61 translocon complex; membrane. Bases 1 to 1437 code for a protein of 478 amino acids.